Molecule: messenger RNA, 2748 nt
Organism: Eleginops maclovinus (Patagonian blennie)
Lineage: Eukaryota; Metazoa; Chordata; Actinopteri; Perciformes; Eleginopidae
Gene: ifngr1l
Product: growth differentiation factor 10b
Exons: 3
Coding region: 217-1587 (456 amino acids)
Biological process (GO): positive regulation of osteoblast differentiation
Cellular component (GO): extracellular region
Molecular function (GO): growth factor activity; cytokine activity
Source: RefSeq, a predicted model, not a curated record
CUCGUUGGCUGUGCGCUCCGAGGCGUCACCAUCUGUCCUCCAGCAGCAGAGCUCCAUGCAGGCGUCCUCCCCUCCUCUCCUCACAUUGUAGAAACAGCUGUGGACCGUGAACCGUGGAGUGCGGGUCUGACACGGAUUACCUGGAUACCGGCAUUAAAUCUGGGUGGGCAUCAAGCUGAAAGGCAGCUCUUCUUUUUUCACAGUUUCUCUUUUUUAAUGGAAUCAUCUUCUACAACUUCAACCAUGGCGAGCAGGCUUCUUCACACUCUGCAUGUGUUACUGAUUCUGGAGUCGAGCUGGGGUAAAAUCGUGUCUGAGGAUUUUGGGGAAGCCGUGCGUAAAGGUGCUGAUGUCCCUCUGGCUGAAGAGCAGCGCGUAUUUGCGCACGAAGGCACCAAACGGGACAUGGUUUCCAUCAACAUGUUCAAAGUGUACGAGAAGUACAGCAAAGAACCGCAGAGCCAGAGAGAGGCAAACACCGUGAGGAGCUUCAAAGCUGUCCCGAGAGUCGUGCACGGCAAAGAUGUGUUCCAGUUCAACCUGUCGUCCAUGCAAGAAUCAGAGCUCGUCCUCCGCGCCUCUUUCCAUUUCCUCCAUAAGCGUCCACGCUACCACCAGCGACCGUGGCGUUUCCGAAAGCCUCGCCAUCCAUCCUCCGGCCCCCAGCCUCCCCCCUCUCCGCAGAUCCUCUUCCGCGGCUCGUCCCCAAACUCAGCUUUUGAGACACCGCUGGGGAACAUAACUCUGGCUCCUUUCAAAAAGGGCUCCUGGCAAUCAGGGGAUGUAACAGUGGUGGUGAAACACGCCCGGGAUUUGAAAGAGCUUGUGGUCACGGUGGAGUUUGACAUGGAGUUUGGGGCGCAGAAAAGCCCUCAAAGCCAGGAGCGCGUUUCUCCAGCCAACAUGCCGUAUAUUUUGAUAUACGCUGAUGAUCGAGCGAUAGAUGAGCCUAACAGCGUGGCUAUGUCACUCCAACGAUACGGGCCUUUCCCCAUAGCCGAGGAUGCAUCUUCCUCAUCUUCAGCCUCAAGGAUUCGGCGAGACGUUCAUCACCAGCUCCAAACCAACAACAUCCCCGAAGUGCAGUACAACACCCUGAAGAACCAUGAACUCUGGCAGAACACAUACUUCCCGGCGAAAGCCAAAGCCGCAGUUAAACCAGGAAGGAAGCAGGGUCAGGAGAGCAGCGAGGGCCUGGGAAAGCCCCAGGUGCUGAGCUUCGACGAGAGGACGAUGAAAAAGGCCCGGAGGAGGCAGUGGAGCGAGCCCAGGGUUUGCUCCAGGCGAUACCUCAGGGUGGACUUCGCUGACAUCGGAUGGAGCGAGUGGGUUCUGGCGCCGAAGUCGUUUGAUGCGUACUACUGCGCCGGGGCCUGUGGAUUCCCCAUCCCUAAAGUGGUGCGUCCUUCCAAUCACGCCACCAUCCAGAGCAUCGUCAGAGCGGUGGGAAUCGUGCCCGGUGUUCCCGAGCCGUGCUGCGUUCCCGAGAAGAUGAGUCCUCUCAGCGUCCUCUUCCUGGACACAAACAGGAAUAUGGUGCUGAAGGUUUACCCCGGCAUGUCUGUGGAUACCUGCGCCUGCCGGUGAAAACCAAUGGAAACUCUGCAUUCAGGAGGACAGCAGCGAGGACAGCUGGGGAUAAACUGAGCCGACUUACAGGACUCGGGAUUUCUGGAGUCUCAGAUCGAGAACUCUUUUGUGAAUCUUGUCCUUGUCUCCGUCAAGAUUGGACUUUGAAAAAGUUUUUCCCACUUAUCUAAUAUUUUUUAAAGACUUGUUUCUCUCAACCAAUGCCACCUUUAUUUCCCUUUUCUCCCCCUUCAUGCAAAAGCAGUUUAAAUAAGUGCACUUAAUACACACUUCUAUACUUCCCAAACACAUGAGGUUUCACUUAAACUUUGAUUGUCACUGUCUCUCACUUGUGCAAAAGCUCCUCUUGGCUUAAGGUUUUCAUGUAAAUGCAUGUGUUUGCGAAGUAUUUAACAUACAAAUGGAUAAAUGAGACCUGGAUUCUACUGCAGGAGUUGUGUGAAUGCAUGUAAAAGCACAUUUUGAUUCAGUUAAAUCCCAUCUGCUGCAUUUCAUCAAGACUUUUGACUAUUUUUGGAUUAUUCACCUUCUCAAUUCAAGGUAACACCGGGGUGAAAGAUGUAAAAACAAUGGCUUUUUGUGGGUAAAGUAAUCAGUUUCCGGACACUUUCACUUUUAUAAAGUGAUCUUGCUUUUAAUAUUAUUCAAGAUGAGACUCACAUGUUAAAGGGUCUCAGCCUGGACUCUGCUGCCAUUUUGGAAACGUUUCCAAGUUGACUAAGCUAUACGUUUUGGAAUACUUCGCUGCUUGGCCCUGUCUUUAGGAUCUGGACUCACUGAUGAACUGCUCACUGACUCAGGAGAGACACACAGACUGAUUUACACCCUUCAUCAUUCAACCCUCGUCAUGUAAAUACUGUAGUUACUAAUGCAAACUAAAUCGUACCUUUCUUUUGUUGCCCUUGAACCUCCCGUUUUCGUAAUCUCUUCCUUAACUAUCUUUUAAUAGCCACUGUUUAAAUCUUGUAUAUAUUUAUGACACCUGCUGACAGACGUUGUGUCUCUUGCUUCUGUUACAGCUGAGGGUAAAACAGCGCUCUGCUGCUCCCUGCUGUGCAUUUUGGGGAAGAUGAAGAGACUAAUACAUGCUUCCUGUUGCUAUUCAAGAUUUGCCUUUAAUAAAUAAAGAUGACUUGUACAGUUUGUAAUAACGGUAGU